AUGUCCACUUUACUAUCACUUCCUAUCGAGAUCUUACACGACAUCCAUCUCCUCUCGACAUCCGAACACCUGCCGAUAACGUGUAAGCGACUCUUGGAUAUAUACUCACGCACGACCACCACGCGGUAUCGGGCGCAAUUCCUAUGGAAGAAGUAUGUGCUGAAAGACUCAGAAGACGGCUCAGUGUCGAAGAAUCGUAGUAUAAGGGACGGUGCUGCGGGGCGAGAGAGACGGAAGAAGAUCCGCUGGGACGCUAUCCUGGCCACCCCGGCAUGCUCGAUCGAAGUCCUCCAGAUCCUACGAGACUUCUUUCACUCCGAUCUACCCGCUCCUUCGGAUCCCGAGGAUCUCCCCAAGAUCAAGGUCUCAGCACUCCCCGUCCGACUCUUCAAAGCUUUAUCCCCUACGCCCUCAGAUCCCUCGCCAGCCAUCAUCAAGGAUCACGCCGACCAGCUCGACCAAGCCUUCCGAUACAUUCAUCUCCUCUUAACCGAAUAUGGCACCUCACCCGAUAAGUUUGGCGGCUACCCUCUAGCACGAUCCGUCCUCAGCGGGAACCUCGCCUUCGUCCGACUCCUACUCGACCAUGGUGCCCGGCCAGGAGUCAAGGAUAACCUCGUGAUCAUGGUCGCCAUCGAGACAGGCGACCUGGAACUCCUCAGAUUACUCAUCGAACCUAACUUCAUCCAUCCAAAAGAAACCAAGCAAUCCUCCCCUCUCAUCCCAAACUCUCUUCCUCCCAAAAGUCAUAAGAAACUUAAACUCGAAGAUCGUGUUCAGAUCACCGAUCAAAUGCUCGAACAAGCUAUCAAACGCAAGGACGCCGCGAUGGCCCAGUAUUUCAUCAAUAAGGGUGCUAGACCGACUUUAGAAACGAUCAGGUUAAUCGAAGCAUUGCAAAACAUCUGA
Molecule: messenger RNA, 909 nt
Organism: Puccinia graminis f. sp. tritici CRL 75-36-700-3
Lineage: Eukaryota; Fungi; Basidiomycota; Pucciniomycetes; Pucciniales; Pucciniaceae
Exons: 3
Coding region: 1-909 (302 amino acids)
Molecular function (GO): protein binding
Source: RefSeq, a predicted model, not a curated record